Chinchilla lanigera (long-tailed chinchilla) is the source of this 2004-nucleotide messenger RNA. Its product is annotated as Fc receptor-like protein 2. Gene Ontology annotation, cellular component: membrane. The record is from RefSeq and is a predicted model, not a curated record. Gene Ontology annotation, biological process: cell surface receptor signaling pathway. Gene Ontology annotation, molecular function: transmembrane signaling receptor activity. NCBI's taxonomy places the organism in Eukaryota, Metazoa, Chordata, Mammalia, Rodentia, Chinchillidae.
UCAUGCCCCAUGUGGAUUAACAGCUGCUCUGAGGACCCGAGCUGACCUGACUGUUCCUGGGAGAGUUUCUUGCCUCCAACCUCAUGCUGCUCUGCUCACUGCUUCUGGCCCUCGCUCCUGUGGGUGCCCAGUCUGACUGGCUGAGCAUCAGCGUGCCAAGCAGGGCCUAUGAAGGAGACAAGGUGACUAUAACGUGCUCCGGGGAAGACAAUGAUGCCAUAAAGGAGCUAGUGUACUACAAGAAUGGACAUCAAAUAUCUACUCACAACAGAGCCUCAGGCUACAUCAUUUCCAAUGCAAGAACCGGGGACAGUGGCCGGUAUUCCUGUAAGGCAAACAGGAAAUUUCUCUGGCUUCUGAGUAAGCAGGAAGAAACAGAAUCUGUAUGGCUCACUGUCCAAGAGCUGUUUCCAGUGCCCACACUGACAUUCAGCCCCUAUUGGCCUACAGAGGGACGCUCAUUGACCCUGUCUUGUGACACCAGGCUCCCCUCAGACAGGUCAUGGAUCUCUCUUCGCUACGACUUCAGCAGAGACUACAGCACACUAGGUUGGAGAGAGUGGUCAUCGAAGUUUGAAAUCUCGGCAAUACGCAAAGAAGACUCAGGAUAUUACUGGUGUGAGGCAAAGACAUCAUCCUACAGUGUCUCGAAGAAGAGUAGCAAAACUUACAUAAGCGUGCAGAGGAUCUCUGUGUCUGAAGUCUCCAUGGAGACCCACCCUCCAGGAGGCCAGGCAGUCGAAGGGAGGCUGAUCCUUGUCUGCUCUGUGGCUGAAGGCACCGGGGACAUCACAUUCUCCUGGUACAGGGAGGACACAAAGGAGAAUCUGGGGACAAAAAGUCAGCGCUCCCAGAGAGCAGAGCUGCAGAUCCCUGUGGUUCAGGAGAGCCAUGCCGGGGGUUACUACUGUACAGCUGACAACAGCUACGGCCCGGUUCAGAGCAAGGCAGUGCACAUCACUGUGAGAAUUCCAGCAUCAAGACCCCUUCUCACCAUCAGUGCUCCUCGGGCCCUGGCCUUUAUUGGUGACGUGGUGGAGCUCCACUGUGAAGACUGGAGGGCUUCUCCCCCCAUUGUGUACCAGUUCUAUCAUGGGGACAACAUUCUGGGGAACAUCUCAGCACCUGCUAGAGGAGGAACAUCCUUCAACUUCUCGGUGGCUGCAAACCAUUCUGGGAACUACUCCUGUAAGGCUGACAAUGGCUGGGGACUCAAAGCCAGUGAGGUGGUGACCCUUAACGUCACAGAGGCCCCACACAAAGUCCGUCUGAUGAAUGGUCGCCACCGCUGUGAAGGACGCGUGGAGGUGGAACAGGAAGGUCGCUGGGGCACUGUGUGUGACGAUGGCUGGGACAUAAAGGAUGUGGCUGUGGUGUGCCGGGAGCUGGGCUGCGGAGCAGCCAAGCACACCCCAGUGGCCCUGUUGUAUCCACCUGUGGCAGCAGAGGCCCUGCCUGUGCUCAUCCAGGUGGCCUUGUGCAAUGGGACCGAGGUGGCACUGGCGGAGUGUGAGCAGGUGGAGGCCUUCGACUGCGGACACAAUGAGGAUGCAGGGGCUGUGUGUGAAGAAUUCUAGCCUGGUACUUUCUGAAGACCUGGAGACUGGAAACCAGCGGGCCUCAGAUUUUCUUCUUUCAGGCCUUACAGACCUCAAUGGCCUCACAUCUCCCAGUGGACUUGAUGACUUUGUUUGGGACUCGCCCUCAGCAGGACUCUGACUCUGCCCUUCUGGACCAAAGUCUCACCCUGCUGCAUUAAAUUCAAAACCCGUCUCUCAAAGAGCACAGGACUGGGGAAAUUGUUCUCCCACAGUGACAUCUUGUGCAGACUUCCCCCAGUCUGCCUGGAGAUCCUGUGCUCUCUCCCCGGGCAACUGUAGCCGCUGGAGAUGGAGACAGAAAGGAAUGAACGGAGGUGAACUGGGCUGUAUAUCUGGUAGAAAUGCAGAUAUACACAACAGAUGAAAUAAAGGAAAAUUAUGGGUGUUCAGUUUCAUUUUUAAA